Messenger RNA from Colletotrichum costaricense, 1635 nucleotides. RefSeq lists its product as uncharacterized. The transcript is spliced from 3 exons. NCBI's taxonomy places the organism in Eukaryota, Fungi, Ascomycota, Sordariomycetes, Glomerellales, Glomerellaceae. The record is from RefSeq and is a predicted model, not a curated record. The coding region runs from base 1 to 1635 and encodes 544 amino acids.
AUGGUCCCUGUCGCACUUCACUUCGUCCUUUUAGGUCUUAGUGCCUCUUUGGUAAACGCCAUCCCUCCCAACGCCAACAACUACCUCAUCCCGCACCCUCCGGCGACGGUCACUGUCACUGCUUGUGGCUCUCAGUGUGCCAGUACCGUGACUCUCACAGAGAUCUUGACUGUGACGUCUCCGUACAUUCACACUUGCGAGCCUUCUAGUACGGGCAUUCCAGGAAGCUUGAGCUCUAAGACCUUGUCGUCCAGCAUUCUAACUCUUGCGUCUACGUCCCUCCGUCACACCAACUCGUCCACCUCCGUUAGCUCUAGCAGUUCUUCUGAAGUCACCGGAGCAGUGUCAUCAUGGACUCCAACUACGGGAGUCACUUUCUCCUCCCAGCUGCCUAGUGCUGGCACCCCGAGCUCCUCUCCAACCUGGGCCACCAAUACUACGUCAACCCUCAGCCUUCCCAGCUCUUCCAGUCAUGGCGGCACUGCCGGAACGAGUGUUACCACUGGCUCCCCCUCGAGCCUCUGGACGAACUCUACCCGCACUCAUAUUACUCGCACCGUUACCAAGACCAUCCGCACUACUGACACAGACUCGUCCACUUCUUCAAAAGUUACGACUCAAAGCAUCCCAAGCAUCCCCACGAUCAGCAUUCCUCCUCUUCCGUCUCUUUCCACACGAUCCAAGUCGAGUAUCGCCCCCCCUGUAUCCUAUUCAUUGACCACCCUCACCACCACAUCAGUCUUCAACACCACUGUCUCGUCUCAGCAUCCCGGAGCAUCCACACCCCCUCUCUCCACUUCUCAUACCACGAAGAGGACUACAGUUGUCGUCACCCUCACGAAGACCGUACCUCUCAGCACCGGGACUGCCUCCUCGUCGACUAGUCGCGGUACAGGAGUCUCCAGUGGCUUUCCAUCUGUUUCAUCGCCAACCUCCAUUCAGCUUUCCACCACGCUCGGCUUCCCUACCACCACCGCCCCCAGCUUGUCCAACACUACUCCUACCUCUCUCGGGAGCAGCACUGUCUCUACUACAUCCAAGGAACCUUGCACAACUCACGAGGAAUCCACAUCCACGUCUGUGUCGUCGUAUCUUUCCCUUCCCUCCACUUCUGCACCGGGAUUCACAAUCUCCAGCGCUCUGUCAACUCUCGUCACACCCACAGGUACAGCAACUCUGAGCAGCGUUUCUGGCGGAUACGACUACCCUCCCUCCACUCAGGAGUCCACCGCAUCGCCGGGAACUACUGUAGGCAGCGCCAAGCCUACACUCGUCUCUAGCAGCACUUCGGAUAUCCCUGGAGGCUACGACACCUAUUACCCAGCUUCAAGCUCAACCUUGGGUACCACCAUCUCCAGUGCUCUUCCAACUUUGAUUAGCUCAACUGCCAGCAGCAUCCCUGGUGGUUACGACUAUCCCCCCUCUUCAUCUUCCCAGUCGUCCCAGGAGUCGAGGUCGACCAAGUAUCUCGGCACCACCGUGGCCAGUGCUCGACCGUCCCUGGUGAGCCCCUCCAUUUCAGGGGUAUCGCCCACCCCGACGACCUUUGAGACUCGCAAGUCUGAUGAAUACACUUCGGCGUCGACCAUCUACGGUGGAUAUGAAUUCGGCCGUCGUCGGGCUCCGAGAAUGUAG